Trichomycterus rosablanca is the source of this 8050-nucleotide messenger RNA. RefSeq names its product poly (ADP-ribose) polymerase family, member 4 (gene parp4). The record is from RefSeq and is a predicted model, not a curated record. Gene Ontology annotation, molecular function: NAD+ poly-ADP-ribosyltransferase activity. The transcript is spliced from 35 exons. Gene Ontology annotation, cellular component: cytoplasm. The coding region runs from base 74 to 5326 and encodes 1750 amino acids. Lineage: Eukaryota; Metazoa; Chordata; Actinopteri; Siluriformes; Trichomycteridae.
CGACAGUCGAAGUGGGAAUAACGACGGACUUUCUGCUCAGCAAAGAUAUUAUUCGUAUAAUUAGUGUGAGGUUAUGGCUAUAUUUGAUGACUGCUCUGUGGUUUUGGACCUGAAGAAUGUCUCUUAUAAAGAGAAGAAGAAGUUAAUGUCAGCUAUAUUAGACAAUGGAGGGAACAUAGCAUAUGUCGUGAACCAGAAGUGUUCCUUUGUGGUGGUGACCAGCCUAGAGAACCUAAGCUGCAGCAAGCAGAGGACUGUUCUGAAACACCAGACACCAGUGGUCAGCCCACAGUAUGUGUGGAGCUGCCUGGAAAAACAGACGUUACUUCCUGUUGAGAAGCAUAUUUUAAAACCACAGGGCUCAGAGCCAACACCUGAACAGCUUUCACAAGCAGGGCUGAAGGUGUCCUUCCAGUUAUCAAAAGGACUGAUGUCCAAAGCUCACCAGCAGGAGCAAUCAGAGGUUCAGGCACAUGAUGGCACAUACCUGAUAGAACCCAGAUUUUGGAAGGAAAAUAAUCCUAAUGUAUCAGAAUUCCCCUCACAUUUUCAAGUUGCCAAAUACUCCAUUUUCAGCAAGCUCAAUAAAUGGUCAGUCCUCGAGCUACAGAGUGCCAAAGGCCAAGCUGGGCAGGAGUAUCGUGUUGUGAAGUCUGUCGUGCAUGAGGAUGAGAAGACUGUAAUGAUUGAUAAGGAGAUGCGCAGCUCCAGCUCUGAGGAUGCUCUGGACAUGUAUCUCAUAAUGAAUAAAGAGCUGCAGGACCAAGGCUUUACACAGACACAAACACUUCCUUCAUGGGCCGAAAAACUGGCCUCCAAUGGCCUCCAGCAGCUUUUGUUGGAGGAGAAGCUAAACUGCGGUACAGUCUCACAGGAAGUAGGUGUCUUUUUGGAACUCAUCUGGAAAGAAGCUCUUGGUUCACUAAACAACAUCCUGAAUGUCCCUGUCACCAGCAUCAGUCUCAAUGAUGUGAGCAGGGUUGAAGGUUUGCUGCUGCAGGCACAAAAAAAUCAGAACGAGGAUGUGGUCGCUGCUUUACUGGAUGAGGUCAACACCCUGUUACCUCUUAAUAUACCAGAGCCUGAUUCUAAAAACAAGCUUGUGUCUCAGAAACUCGAUCUCUGCCAGCUAAUCCGAGACAUCCUAAACAUGACUGAGCUGACUUUGGGUAACCCAGAUCCAUCCUCUCUGGGGAAGUAUCGUGCCCUGAGGUGCAGUGUAGAACAGAUGGCCCCGGAAAGUCCAGAGUUUCGGUCUGUCAGCCAGCUUUUACAGGAUAGGCCAGCUCAGGUCCAGCAGAUACUGCGUGUGAAUCGAGGGGCAGAACUUCAUAUGUUUAAAGAGGAGCUGGGUAACGUUAGGAACCUUCUUCAUUCCAGUGCUCCCAGCAGCUUUGUAGGAAUCCUGUCACGGGGUUUGUUGUUGCCAAGGGUUGGAGUAGAGCAGCAUGGUAUUCAAAGAACAGACAUCGGAAAUCUGGGAGGCGGCAUCUACUUUAGUGACUCCCUAAGCACUUCUGUUAAGUAUUCCAAGCCCAGUGAGACCGAUGGCACCCGGCUUCUGCUGGUGUGUGAAGUGGCUCUUGGUCAGUGUAAAGACAUGCACACUAGGGACUUCACUCUGACCUCUGCUCCAGAGGGAUACAACAGUGUGCACGGAGUCCGCAAGAGCCAAAAAAUGCAUUCUGAUUUUGAGGAUGAAGAAUAUGUGGUGUAUAAUACAGACCAGGUCAGACUGAAAUAUGUUGUUCAGUACUCACUGGAGGAGGAUCAGGUGAAGGAGUUUCAGCCUCACAUUGACACAUUUGUCAACUGGCAUUCUUCACCAGGCCUUGACGUCUGCUUAUUUAGUGAUGAAGGAGAGGGUUUGGGUGUGACUAAGAACCCUCUGGAGAACGUUACUGCUGGUUUGUUGAACAGCAUUGGUCAGACACUCCCUCUGCAAGCUGUCCAUAUAAGGUGUAAGCUUAUGGACCUGCUCUCCCAGGUCAUCAUUUUCCAGACUUAUACAAACAACAGUGAUGUUCCUAUAGAGGCGAAGUAUGUGUUUCCUUUAGAAGAGACAGCAACAGUGUGUGGUUUCGAGGCCUUUAUUAAUGGAAAGCACGUUAUUGGAAAGGUCAAGGAAAAGGAACAGGCUCGUAAAGAAUACAAGCAGGCUAUAGAAAAAGGCCAUGGAGCCUACCUGAUGGACCAGGAUGCACCUGAUGUGUUCACCAUUAGCGUAGGGAAUCUCCCCCCAAGAGCCACAGUGCUGAUCAAAGUGACCUUCAUUACCGAGCUGGUUGUCAGAGCAGGCAACAUCGUCUUCUCUCUGCCGGGCAGCGUGGCUCCGUGGCAGCAAAGUGCUGCACUGAAUCAGAAAACACAGUCUACUGUUGAAAAAAUCUGUGUGAACGAGCUUCAGCCAGAUGGAGAAUUCUCUUUGAGCAUGUCCAUUGAGAUGCCUUAUGAAAUCCAAAACCUGGAGUGCUCACAUCGCAUUAAAAUCAAGAAAACAGAUUGUAAUGCUGUCGUGAACACACUACCGGAACAGACUCUCAGCUCUGAUGGUUUCCAGCUCAGCUUUACUCUGUCACAGAUCCAUAUGCCGAGAAUGUGGGUGGAGAAACAUCCAGAGAAGGAUACUGAGGCCUGCAUGCUGGUGUUUUAUCCACAAUUCGAGAGCGGUGAUGCUUCUUUAUCAGGUGUGAGUGAUGUGGUAAUUGUGCUGGACACAUCAGAGUCCAUGCGAGGAGAGGCCAUGCUAAACGCACGCAGGCUUGCUCUGAAGGUUCUUAACUCACUGGAUCGUUCACUGAAGGUCAACAUCAUUCUGUUUGGGACAGAUUACAGACAGGCCUUUCCAUCACCGAUGGUGCUUCAGGAGGCUUUUGCAGAAGCCAAGAAUUUUAUUAUGUCCUCAUCUGCCAUUGGUGGCAGCACCGAGCUGUGGAGACCUCUGCGCAGCCUGAACUUACUGCCUCCUUCUCAUGGUAUCAGGAAUGUGCUGAUUCUUUCUGAUGGGCAUGUGCAAAACCAGCCACAGACCCUGCAGCUGGUCAGAGAAAACGCCAAGCACACACGACUCUUCACCUGCGGCCUCAGCCCAACAGCUAAUCGUCACAUGCUGAGAGCCCUGGCACAGGCAGGUGGUGGAGCCAAUGAGUUUUUUGACACAAAGACGAAACACACCUGGGCUGAGAAGGUGAAUUCUCAGGUGAGGUGCAUGUCAUCUCCAGGCUGCAGUUCAGUGGCAGUAAAGUGGCAGCAGUUCAAUUUGGCAGCUCCGCCUCCUCUUCAAGCUCCCUCACAGCUCUGCGCACUCUUCAGUGAAUGUCACACUCUGGUUUACGGCUUUGUGCCGCACUGCACUCAGGCUACCCUGUUCGGCGAUCUGAGUGGGCAGGAAAUCCAGACAAUGGUUUCUACUACAGAACUGCAGAAGACUAAAGGAACGUUCCUUCACAAGCUAACAGCAAGAGCAGUCAUCAGAGACUAUGAGGAUGGCAGUCUUGCUUCUAGUGAGGCAGAACAUGAGGAAAAGAAAGCAGAGCUGAAAUCCUACAUUAUUGAGCUCAGUAAGGAGUUUUCCAUUCUGUCCCAGUUCACCAGCUUUGUUGCCAUCGAGGAAAGGGACCAGGACCAGCCUGACUCUGGUUUCACUGAUGUUCCUAAGAUCAUUGCCGAAGAGGAUGUGGAUAUUCUGCCGUACAUUGGCUGGACAGAUGAGGAGAAGGAAGAGCAAAUACUUUGUGAUGAUCUAGAAGAAGAGGAAGAAGAAGAAGAAGAGGAAGAUGAGUUUGAUUAUUGUAGUGCUGAUGCAUAUGAUGGUGAAAUGUUGUUUGGCUCAUGUGGUUUUUCAUACAAGGAACUGACUGAAGAGGUUCCUAAAAUGUCUCUCAAGAUGGACACAUCAAUUGCAUUGGAAGCAUUUGGAGCAUCACUUUCUUCUGAGCCUGUGUUCCAACAAGAGGCUCUACAAUUAUUUGACGAAACACCUGAAUCUCAGGGCCCCUCUUCUAUUCCAACAUUACCCCAUGCUCCUAGCUCUGUAUUUAGAAAAUCCUAUAUUGGAUCAGUAAGGUCUAAGGCUUGUACAAUUGACCUAAAUGGGCCCAAGUAUCAUGAUGAUUAUAAUAAACCAACUGGUUUUGGAGCAUCAUCUUCUGCAUUCGGCCGUUCUGCAGCUGGUUUUGCUUGGAAAAAGAGAGAUGCUCCUUCUUUGGCGUCUGCUGCUCAAUACAGGUCUUUUGCUGCUCCAUGUCCUCCUCCUCCUUCCUUUUCUAAUCUCUUUUCUACUGAUUCUCAAUACAUUUCUACUGCUCUUCCAUGUCCUCCUCCUCCUCCUCCCUUUUUUUCUCUUCUUUCUCUUAAUACUCAGUGCAUUUCUACUGCUCCUCCAUGUCCUCCUCCUCCUCCUCCUCCAUUUUCUUCUCCUAUUCCUCUUGAUUUGUCCUCACACGGCUAUGCUCCUCUCAUAGCUGGUCCUGCUCCUCUCAUAGCUGGUCCUGCUCCUCCCAUAGCUGCUCUUGCUCCUCUCAAAACUGGUCCUGCUCCUCUCAUAGCUGGUCCUGAACAUCUCAUAGCUCGUCCUUAUCCUCUCAUAGCUGAUCUUGCUCUCAUGGCUGGUCCUCCAGGUCUUUCUUCUCCCACUGUAUACGAGUCAAAGAAACGUCACAAAAAAUGCAGGUCUCAACCUGAAAUAGACAUGCCACGCUCAUAUCAUACAGAUAAAGCAUACCUCAGACAGACUGUAAUUCGUAUGGACUGUCUCAAAGACAUUUCAUAUGGAAUUCUCAAAGCAGCUCCUCGGGAGUGCAGCAUAAUGCAGAGCGACGAAAGGCCAGAACAAUUCAGAAGACCUGACGAGAUCAACUGGGAAGAGCUUUUUGACCUUCAACAACAGGAAGGUUACUGGGAAUGCAGUGGUGCUCUGAGUAGAUUCCUGGGCCUGGAUGUUGACUUCUUUGCCAAUGUCUUCCUGAAAGAGAAAGGCAUCUGUUCCUUGGGUGCAAAGGCCCAUACUGACAUCUUGAGGCUGGUGGCCACAAUGCUGGUGCUGCAGCUGAUACGGGUGAUGAAGACAGCAGAAGGGGAGCUGUUCCAGUCUCUUUUCCGCCUUGCUGAAUACCCCGAACCCAGGCCGACAUACUGGGAUGCAGUAAAGAGAGCGGUGGACUGGGCGUGCACGACAGACAGACAGUACCCGUGUGUGUGCAGUAGACUGGAGCUUGGCUGGAACUGGGAGUCCUGCACACGCCAGCUGCUGGGUUUGGACUCACUUCCUACCUGCUCUUCUCUGAAUGCUGUGCUUCAGAGAAACAAAGGCCUAACAGUCAUGUAGAAUUUAGACUUCCAGUUUAGCACUGCUUCUCUGGAGCUUCAGUUAUAUCAGGAAGUUUAAAGAUUUGUUGAAAAAACUAUUUGAUAAAAAUAAUUGCACUGCUGGUUUACAACAUAUCCAAUCUAUAUUUUGAUCUACAUUGUUUAAGGCAAUUAUUGGGUUUCACUUUCUCAGUAGCUUCAAAAUUCAUCCAGCAGUUACUCUUAUUCUAGAAACUGGCCACCAUGACCACCAGAGAGUGGAUAAUUAUUUAUUUUUCAUACAUGCAUGUUUACCUGGGUAUUAAUCUGGGUAUGUGUUGUGUAAAGCAGUGGUCCCUACAGUGGGCCGCACAGAAAGAAUAAAUAAUUAGAGAUCGCUAAAAAAGCAAUGAAAUUUCCAAAACACUUCGGGUGUUUUUCUCUUUUAUCACCCCUAGGUGGGAGCAGCAUGUUAUUGCUGCGAAAAAAAAGCUUAAAGCUCAUCACUUGUAAUUUGUAUAGUUAUUUUAUUUUAAAUCCCCCUGCCCCCGCCGGCCCAUGAAAUUAUAUCUUAUAUGAAACUGGUCCGUGGUGUAAGGGCACCAAAAAUAAGUCAACUGGCAUUUACCAGCUCAAUACCUGGAAAAACAACAGUUCUGUUAUUAUAACAAAUGUAAAAAAAAAGAAUAUAUAUGCUUAAAAUAGCUAUAUCUACCGUCAGCUUUACUUCUGCUAUUAGUCGUUAGUUAUGCAGUCAAAGUUUAAGUUCAGUGCUCUCCUACAGUGUACAAAUUAGAUUUGUUAUAGGUUUGAUUUUCUAUAAUUACUGUUUGUUUGAAAUGUGGUCCUUUUUUAUUAUAGGAAUGUCUACUUCUGUGUUUCUAUGUUAUAGGCACGUUAUUGUGGUGGUGUGAUCUAUUGUUUCAAUUAACUGCUCUUUUGAUUGAAGUAGUUGGAUAGGUUUAUGACUUCUAUGAUUUAUGAUUUUAUGUACUGUUUGAAUGUGCACUUUACAUUUACAUUAUCAGCAUUUAGCAGACACCUUUAUCCAAAGUGACUUACAUUAGUUACAGUAUACAGUCUGAGCGAUUAAGGGUUAAGGGCCCAACAGCAGCAACCUGGCAGUAGUGGGUCCAGUACCUUAACCACUAGGCUACAGCUGGCCCUAUGUGGUGUAUUGUUAUUUGCAAAUAUACAAAUUGUGUAUUUGUGAUUAUGUUGUUUACGCAGCCCUAAUGGAAGCACUGCUGGUUUGAGUGCAUGUGGUUUAUUUGUAGUAUUAAAAAUAAAUCCACUAGAGGGCAGAUCAGCAGCAAAACCUCCUUACCGUCUUAUACACAAUAUGGCUAUAAGGUACUGUAUGUAGACACCUGACCAUGACCUUGUAGGACGUCCCAUUCCAAAACCAUGGGCAUAGAUUUAGUAGUAUCAACUGUUCUCGGAAACAGUGUUUCUGUUGGGAUUUGUGCCCAUUCAGUCAGUCAAAUCACACACUGAUGUUGGACUGGAAGGCCUGGCUUACAAUCCAUGUUUAAUUCAUCCCAAAUGUGUUCAAUUGGGUUGAUACCAGGGCUCUGUGCAGGCAACUGGAGCUCCUUCUUUGCAGACAACUAAUCAAUCGAUGUCUUUAUAGACCUUGAUUUGUGCUCAGGGGCAUAAUCAUACUAAAAGAGAAAUUGGAUUUCUUCAAACUGUUGCCACAGUGUUAAAAGCAUAUAAUUUAACUUAUAUUACUUUAUACACCUGUAAGCAUUGGAUAAGGCAGAAACAACUAAAUUCAACCAUUAGGAGGGGUGUCCACAUACCUUUGGCCAUGUGUUGUAGCAGGUCAAACAACAUUAUAAUAAACUCACUAUUAAUUUCCUAUUAAUGUCACUUAUCUUGAUAUACUGGCGCCACUGUUAAUGUGUACUUGUUGAUAUCAAGUACAGUCCCAGACAAAAUCUUUAUAAUAUAAAAAUGAGGAACAUUUAUAGACAUUUAUAGUCAUUUUAAAAUGGGCUUGUAUUGUAGCUUUGAGGCUAAUGUACCUAAGAAGUGAAGCGUGUGGCAUCCAGUGUAGCAUCUCACAAACUGCAUGCCCAGAUGAUCACACACAAGCCAUAAACAUAAAAAUAAUAUGUUUCAUUUUUAUAGUGCCUUUCCCAAACUUAGGGGGCACUAAUAAACAUUAUUACAUGAUCUAAAAUAGCAAUUUUUUGGCUAAAUCUGUUGCUUUCUUAAUGUGUUUGUUAAAGUAAUUUUCACUUAAGAGUAACAGUGCACUUAUUUUAAAUGCAAUUGUUUUGUGUUUUAAUUGUUGUGUUUUAAUUACGUCCAAGUUCAGAUCUCAGCUUUGCAUCUGACUGGCCAGGCACCUAAACACAGAAGAUUGGCUGUGUCUGUUGGGAGGGUUGGUCGAAGGGAUUUCUCUUUAUUGCUGCAAUUAUAGCUUCUGCUGGCUGGUCAAUGCCACAUGUACAAAAUGGUCAGUGAUGGAGAGCAGUAUGUGAUACUGCUCUCUGUGUAAAUCCAUCUUUGGCAAGUAAAAAAAGAGGUUAGCAACUGUAUGCGUGUCUAAGAAGGCGUGUGAUGGGUACAGCCCACCUCCAUCAGGGUAGGAGUCCACAGCAGUAAAGGAGAUACCACUGGGUAAUUGGAUAUGACUAGAUUGGGAGAAAAAGGGGGGCAGACAUAAGAAGAACUUUUAAAAUCUGUAAACAGUAGUACGGUCUUUUUGUGUAAGGUUUAUUUGUACACAUUAAACAUGUACUUUUUACCCUCA